This is a messenger RNA of Xyrauchen texanus (razorback sucker), 1494 nucleotides long. RefSeq names its product PRELI domain-containing protein 1, mitochondrial-like. Bases 144 to 776 code for a protein of 210 amino acids. The record is from RefSeq and is a predicted model, not a curated record. Gene Ontology annotation, biological process: phospholipid transport. NCBI's taxonomy places the organism in Eukaryota, Metazoa, Chordata, Actinopteri, Cypriniformes, Catostomidae. Gene Ontology annotation, molecular function: phosphatidic acid transfer activity. The transcript has 6 exons. Gene Ontology annotation, cellular component: mitochondrial intermembrane space.
UUCCUCCGUACAGUCACGCACAGUCAUGUGGCGUUCACACGAUUGAUCGGGAAAUGUAGGAGUAGAAGAAAGUAAGACAGCUAAAACGUUCGAUAGUUUGUAUAAUUUUGUUUUCAACACAAGAAGCCAGUUGACUGGGAACAAUGGUGAAAUACUUCACCUGCGCAGGCUUUCUUAAGUGUUCAUGGGACCAAGUGUUUCUUGCAUUCUGGCAGAGAUAUCCCAACCCCUACAGUAAUCAUGUUUUGACGGAAGACAUCGUAUUUCGGGAAGUCACUCCGGACAACCAUCUCAUUUCCAGACGACUCUUGACCAAAACAAGCAGAUCUCCUCGCUGGGCAGAGAAGUUUCUGCCUGCUCAAAUGGCACAGAAAGCUUACAUCAUUGAGGACUCAAUAGUGGAUCCUCAGAGCAGGACCAUGACCACACUCACCUGGAACGUCACGCAUGCACGUGUAAUGAGUGUUGAAGAGCGCUGUGUGUACAAAGUGAACCCUGACAACAACAGCUGGACAGAGAUCAAUAGAGAAGCCUGGAUCUCCUCCAGCCUGUACGGCCUGUCUAGAGCCAUUCAGGAAUUUGGUCUUGCCCGGUUUAAGAGCAAUGUUACAAAGACCAUGAAAGGCUUUGAGUACGUCUUGGCCAAGAUGCAAGGUGAAAUACCAACAAGAACACUGGCAGAAACUGCAACUGUGAAAGCUCGUGAGACUGCACUCGCUGCCAAAGAGAAAGCGAAAGAUUUAGCCUCACAAGCGCAGAAGAAACAGUAUGUGUAAUGAGCAAAGGAAUUUUGACAUGGCGCAGCAGUGCAUUGUUGUGCCCGGACUCUCCCAGCUCUACUGAACAGGGCUGUGCCAGUCCAUCAUACAGGGCACACGUUAGAGGGGGUUUGUGGAAUAAUUCUAAAUAAUUCGAAAUAAAAUUGCACCUGUCCGGAUUCCUUAGAAUUAAAAUGCAUUUCCUGCUCUGAAGGUCACCUGAUCCAUCACACCUGUUCCCUCUCUAAACCAAAUCCCUUCAGUAAACUUGAUUUAAUGCAGCCACAUAAUUUUCUUCCUGCUUUAUCAGGUCUGGUUUUACAUGAGAUAUUGUUGCAUUUUAGAUUUUUUUUCUUUACAAGAUUAAAUUAAUUUCCAUCUCUGACUCCUCAUGUUCACGCUUGCUGAGGUUAAGAAAUCUGCCUUGUUUAGCAAUGUAAUUUGUUGCUUCAAAUUGAAGUUCUAUCUGCAUUGAUGGGUCCACGGUUCCAGCGGUCAUUGCCAACUUGAUAUCUAUAGAGUUCUGCAGAUCGGCCUGAUCUUUGGCACAUGAGAGAAUUUUCCAGAAAGGAUUGCAAUGGGCGAAAAUGUUUGUAUACAAGUGUAAAAAUUGUUAUUGAAAAUAUGUCAAAUGUUGAAUGACUAAAACAAAUGCAUUUGUUUAAUGAAACCGAUAGCUUAACAUGUUGUAUAGCUCUUAAUAUUUGUGAUCAAUGGUUAUCGCCAAUAAAUAUUU